AUGUCAAUCGCACUUGAUAAUAAUGAUAAUAAUAAUAAUGAUAAUAGACUAAGUGAAAAAGGAAGCUCAUAUUCCGAACUGAGCCAAAAUAAUAAAUCAUCACUAACGACAAAAUUUCUUUUAGACGGCAUUGACAAUAAUAUUGAAAAUAAUCAUCUCCAUACCCAGAAUGUCGACCUUGACAAAGAAGAAUCUGAUGAUCACAAAGAAAAUAAAAGCAUAACAUUAAGUUCAACUUUUGAGAAGUUACUGAAAAAUGAAGACAUCAAAAAUAGUACAAAUAACUCGGAAGUAAUAAAUAGACCCAUACGAAAUAAAUUACAAGAAGUUAAAGAAUUUGAUAUUAACAAGACUACUAAUGACGAGCACAAUAUUGUUGUUGAUGAUAUUUCUGAUUUUAAUGAUAACAUGGAACAGAACUUGAAAGGAAAGUGUCGUUCUUUCAGUACCAAUAAUAUGGAUUUUAAAUUUGAUUUAUCCGAUCCGAACAUAACAACAGUAGAAAAACCAGAAACACUGCCCAAUAGUAUUAGUGAUUCUGUCAUCGAUAAGGAUUUGGAUUUUCCAGUAUUAAGUAAAAUUAUUAAAAGCGUGGAACUUGGCACAGGAGAUACAAGUACUACUACAGCUACAGUCAAUAAUAUUAAAAGUGAAUCUAUUGCGCAUAGUGAGCAUACUGAUUCCUCCGAUAAGGAUUUGUUAGUUAAAAAAAAAAAUGAGCAGCACGGUAACAGUGAUACCGAUCAUAAAUAUGAAAUAAAUGCUACAGCUGAGAAUGAAAAGCCUCAUGUUUCUCUUAUACAAUUAGAACGGCUAAAUCCUGAAGAUAUUUCAAAAAAAGAAAAACUAGCAGGAGAAUUAACUGACAAUUUAUACGUAAUUGAAAAUCAAGAUAAUAAUAAUAAUGCUGAUGAAACAGGUGACAAUGAUACUACCAAUAAUAUACAACCUAAAACCGAGGAAAUACAAGAUUUUAAAAUAGAAAAUAAUAGUAAUAACUCUUUAGAAAAAUUUAAUGAUGAGACUAACGGUAAUAGUACUAUUAAUAUCAAAUUUGAAAAUAAUAAAUCUAAUUCUUCAAUACACGACAACUCGGAUGUUGAUUCAGUGUUAAGUUUAAAUACUACCCUAUUAAAUAAACCACUAGGAGGGAUAAAUUCCAUGAGCGAUGCUUCAAAUGAAAAUGGUGGAAAUAAAUCUAAUAAUUCAAGUAUAGCAUCGACAAAUCCACAGACAUCUGGGUAUUUAGCAGGGGCUUUAAAUAAUGGGAGAGAUAGUAAGACAUUGGAGACAAAUAACACCGAGGAUAGUGUGAUAAUACGGGGAAAUAAAGAAAAAUUAAAUGAGUCACAUUCAACUGAGGUGACAAAUGACAUCAAAGAAGAGCGUAUCAUUGGUGUUUCACAAAAUAAUAUUUUAAAAGAUUUUGAAAAAACACCUGCAUCAAUAAUAAAUACCAAAAAUAUCUUAUUUCCAGUUCAAAGAAAAGAUUCUUUAACUCCUGUAUUACCUUUAAAUAGACCAAAAAUAUUUGUUAAAAAGGAAACAUCUCCCAUUUUUAAUAAAAAAAUCGAAGAAGAAGCUUUAAAGGAUGCCACUGCAAAUCCUAUGCAAUUAACUAAGAAUAAUACGUUUAAAUCUGAAAGCGAUGUGGAUUUUAUUAAAUAUAAUUCAUCAAAAUCCGCCGAUUCUAAUGAAUUACAUGGGACACCGGACAAGAUAGAGCAUCAGCAGAAUUCUAAUAUAUCUGCUUAUGCAAGGUUGGACUUUCAAAACUAUACAUUUUAUGUUCAAACGUUGAAAGUUAUUAUUGGUAGAAGAUUAGGUAUGGAUCAACUUAACAAUAAUAUGCAUGAUAACUCACAAAACUCACAAAACUCACAAAACUCACAGCAACAACAGCAGCAACAGAAGCAACAACAGCCAGAACAACAGUUACAACAACAACAGCAACAACAACAACAGCCACAACAGUUACAACAACAACAGCAACAACAACAACAGCCACAACAGCCACAACAGCCACAACAACAGCCACAGCAACAACAACAGCAACAACAACAGCCACAACAAAAGCCACAACAACAACACCAAUUAUACCAAGAUCACUACAAAGUGGAUGUUAACUUAGGACCAUCGAAAUCUAUAUCUAGACGACAUGCCCAAAUUUUUUAUAAUUUUGGUACAGAACAAUUCGAAUUAACUAUAUUGGGUAAGAAUGGGGCUUUUGUUAAUGACGAUUUUGUGGGUAGAGAUAUUACUGUACCUUUAAUCAAUAAUACUAAAAUACAGAUCGGAGAUAUCCCCUUUAGAUUUAUGCUACCUGAGCAACCAUCUCAUCCAGAUCAAAACACUUACAACGAGGAGGUUGAGAAAACUGUAAUGAAAAUUGAUGAUAACAAUCAACAAGAUAUGACGUUUCAAAAGGAUCAAGCUGUGAAAAUCGAAGCCUUGGAUGAAACAUGUACGCCAGUUACAAAAAGGAUUAAGACUGAAAUCGCUAAAAAUGAUACAAUUUCAAAAGAUGAAACUUCUUCGAUCAAAAACAUGCAAAUUAAUGGUAAAAAGGAAAAAGAACUAGGAUCAAUACAAAAGCAAAAGCAAAAGCAACAGCAAAAGCAAAAGCAACAGCAACAGCAACAGCAACAGCAACAGCAAAAGCAAAAGCAAAAACAAAAACAAAAACAAAAACAACAAGAAAUACUUAGUGAAGAGCCCAGGCCCAAAGUUGAAAGGAGAACCAAGAAGGUGUUUGAGCUUCAUGAAAUACCUCCUGAAUAUAGGAACAAACCAUCAUGUUCCUAUGCUAACAUGAUUUUAGAAUGUUUAACGAAAUAUCCUGUUUCUACCGGACUAUCCCUCUCAGAGAUUUAUGCUGGUAUUCGAGAAAUAUAUCCAUAUUUCAGAUAUUGUUCUGACGGUUGGCAAAGUUCAAUCAGACAUAAUUUAUCGUUGAAUGAAUCUUUUAUAAGAUUGGCAAAGCAGGGGAAAGGUUGGCUAUGGGGCUUAAAUAAAGAAUAUAUUGAACGACAAAAUGAUUGUGAAACUAAAGGGGAUAUUUCGACAACUAAUAAAAAAAACAAUAAAAAAAAUGCUGUUAAACGUACAGCUACCACUAAACCUAAGAAGGAGACUCCGGAAGAGGCAAAUAAAAGAACAAUGAAAUAUCUAGAAGAACAAUUAAUUAUCUUGACUAAGGAUCGUAAAGGUCUAGACAAACAAACAACAACAACUAUAUUAACACAAGCCUUGGCAAUGACUAUUAAUCAAGUAACACAAGUAGCCAGAAGUAAAGGUUUGACUGGUAAUCCAUUAACUGCCUUAAUUGAUAGAAACCCAGAACAACUAAACUUGAUUUUGGGAACUGCCGUUAAUGCUUCCACCGCAAAAAUAACAAACGGUCAAAUUACACAACUAGUAUCUUUAGAUAUACCUAAUAAUUUAAAGCAAGCCAAGUCACCUAGUAAAAAGACAAAUGCCACUAAAAAUUUAUCGAAGAGUAGUAAAACAAGUAUUACAACCAAGAAAAAAAAAAGUAGAAAUAAUGAAACAUUUGAAAUUAGUGGUAAAUCUUCCUCACCUUCAAGAUCUGCUACGCCAAAGCCGAAUAAUUACACCGUAAAGAGACAAAGUAAAUCCGAAGACACUAUUAAAAAUCCCCAAUCUAAUAACGCUAGUACUACUGUAGACAAUUCUAUUGAUAAAUGUAUUACAGGUCCUGGGACAACGAGUGGUGGUUUUGAUCCAAGUUCAUUAUCAAAAUUUUUUCAACCUAAAAAUUCAGGUCUCGCUAGUUCUAAGCAAUCAACAUCGCCAUUUUCUACUUCUAAAAAGGUAAUUCCACAAAAAAGAAAUGCACCUGAAGUUUCCAGUGGUAGUGAUAGUGAAGAAGCAUCUAGUGAGGAAGAUGCUGAUAGCAGUGAUAGUAGUGAUAGUAGCGGUGAGGAAGAAACUUCCUCAUCAUCAAUUGAAGAGGAAAAUACAACAUCAUCAGAAGAUGAAGUCUAG
Messenger RNA from Saccharomycodes ludwigii, 4008 nucleotides. It is a transcript of the gene FHL1, whose product is annotated as Fhl1p. Bases 1 to 4008 code for a protein of 1335 amino acids. Gene Ontology annotation, biological process: regulation of ribosomal protein gene transcription by RNA polymerase II. NCBI's taxonomy places the organism in Eukaryota, Fungi, Ascomycota, Saccharomycetes, Saccharomycodales, Saccharomycodaceae. The record is from RefSeq and is a predicted model, not a curated record. Gene Ontology annotation, cellular component: nucleus. The transcript has 2 exons. Gene Ontology annotation, molecular function: DNA-binding transcription factor activity; sequence-specific DNA binding; protein binding.